This is a messenger RNA of Bubalus bubalis (water buffalo), 1437 nucleotides long. Its product is annotated as ral guanine nucleotide dissociation stimulator-like. Lineage: Eukaryota; Metazoa; Chordata; Mammalia; Artiodactyla; Bovidae. The record is from RefSeq and is a predicted model, not a curated record. Bases 131 to 1084 code for a protein of 317 amino acids. The transcript is spliced from 8 exons.
GAGCUCUUAGUUAAAAAGGUGACUUGCAUACUACGUAAGGCAUGCUACCAUUGAAAAACCUUUCUAUAAUAGCAACAGUUGAAAGUCAUUUAAAUCGUUCUUUGUCUUCGGUUUCGGUCUUGUCCCACCGAUGUCUGAGCACAUCCCUAAAGUCCAUGUGGGCAUGAUCCCCGAUGUGCAGGUGGGGACUCAGGCAGGCUUUGAGAGACACAUGGAUUCAUCCAGGAUGGAGAACAGGAAACCCUGGAGGGAGAGGUUUUUCAGAUGUUUCAGGCGGUUCAGCACUCAACCCGGAUGCCUCUGGUCCUUUACCAGGAGGUCAUCUAAGGGCUCCUCACAGGACUGCAGACAGGAGCGGGUCCACGGAGCACCCUGCUCCAUCUCCCUGCAUGAGGGGCCGGAGCCCCACACCAGCAACAGAGCCCAGGGCGGGCACAGGGGGGAAAGUGUGUCCACAGGGGACACGAAUGAGACCUACAGGGUGUGGAGUGUCCGGAGACGCCGACUGGAGACGUUGGUGGGCAACCUGGUGCCUGCCUUCCUGGGCGGUGACCCCGCCUACCUCCCCACAUUCCUGGGCACCUACAGGGCUUUUGGCACCACCCAGCAGGUGCUGGACCUUCUCUUCACGAGGUACGGAUGCAUCCUCCCUUACUGCGAUGAGGAUGGUGGACCCCUGCACCAGCUGAAAAUGGCCAUGGCCUCCAUCCUGGGCACCUGGCUGCACCUUUACCCUGAGGAUUUCCAGCAGUCCCCAGAAUUUCCCUGCCUGAAGAUGCUCCUCGCUUACAUAGAGCUCAACAUGCCUGACUCGGACCUGGAGCAGCGAGCCCGCCAUCUCCUGACGCUGCUGGAGACCCUGGAGCCCACUGAGGCCGAGGGUCAUGACCCAGCACCCGCUGGAGAAGAAGCUCCGGAAACAUCAUCAGAUCUCGCGCCAACAGCACCCCUAAUACCUGCCACAGCUCCACAGUCAGAGCAAGCUCAAAGCCCAGCUCCCAUUCAAGUUCAAGGUCUGCAUCAAGUAAACAUGCCAGCUCCAAACCCGGAGCCACAGCAUGCUCAUGCCCUGGCUCUCACUUAAGCUGAGUGGCGAGGAAAAGUACCUCCAGGCUCCAGUUGUAGAUCCAGAGAACGUGCAAGAAACAGCUCUCUUCUCCCUUCAGAGCCUGAAUCACCCGGAAAAUCCUGUGCCAGCGCUACUUCCACAGCCUCAGUCCCCAGUCUUAAGCCAACCUUGGCCAGGGCACUGCCUGGGCUCUGGAGCCUCUUGGUGCUUUGCAAUCAGCUGUGGCUCCGGUGUUAUCCAGCUGUGCUUCCAGAGACCCCAGCAGACCCAGCUUGUGUAGCAGCUCAGGUGCUGGAGCCAGUUCCUCCCCUAACAUCCCUGGAACUGGUCUCAGACCGUCAGCGAGCCUUGCCUUGCCCGGCAGAUGG